AUGGGUAACCCGUUAUCACCAACCAUUGCUGAUAUGGUCAUGGAAACCUUAUUAAAUAAUGUAAUGACCAAGAUCAGCUUUCCCGUGCCCGUCAUCAGAAAGUACGUUGAUGAUCUAAUACUGGCGCUACCAACGGAAAAGGUCUUGGAAGUAUUGGAUAUUUUCAACAAAUACAAUCCCAAUAUCCAAUUCACACAUGAAACGGAGGAAAACUGCAGACUUCCAUAUUUGGAUAUGAUAGUCGUGCGCCUUUCUGAUCAAUCCAUCAAAACUGAAUGGUAUCAGAAGCCGAUAGCUUCGGGUCGUUUCCUAGAUUUUCUAUCUGGACACCCGCUCCACAUGAAGAUGAAUAUGGUGAACAAUUUCGUUCAACGAGUGCGAAAAUUGACUACAAACCUGCCUCGUUCAACAGUAAACACCAUAAUUGAUCAACACCUGCAAAGAAAUCAUUACCCUGCAUCCCUUCGGCAUCGUCUCAUCAAUCAUAUGAUUGAUUCAGGGAAACAGCAUACUACCACUGCGAACAAAGAUGACGUGAUCUAUAAACCAAUGGUAUUCGUAAACAACCUCACAAAUCGUUUAGCCAAGAUGUUCAGAACGGAUUUUCCGAACAUUGUGAUCGCAACGAGGAAUGAGUAUACGAUCAAAAGUUUGUUUACGCAGACUAAAGAUCACAUACCAACAGAACUUCGUAACAACGUGAUUUACAAGAUACCCUGUGGAGAUUGCGAUGCCAGCUACGUUGGACUCACCACCACCAACCUGAAGAAGAGAGUAGGACAUCACAAGAGCGACAUAAACAAAUUGGACAAACUGAUGAAUGACAUGGAAAACAACAAUAACGAUGAGAAUUACAACAGCUAUGAACUUGGCCGCCUAAAAGAGAGAACAGCUCUUCUUCUGCAUUCGGCCAACAACAACCAUCGCUUCGAUUUGGAAAGUACCGAAAUUCUCGAUAACCAUCGAAGAUCAUCGGCUCUCCCCGUUUUGGAAGUUUGCCACAUCAUCAACACAGACAAGACGGUAAACAAACGAAGCGACUGUGACAGUUUGAGUACAACAUAUGCAGGCAUUUUACACACACUAAAGAUGAGAACCAAAACAAACCAUGUAGAUAAACAGAUAAACAAUAACCAUGAUAAUGACAACGACACACAAAUUUUUGACUAA
Armigeres subalbatus is the source of this 1170-nucleotide messenger RNA. RefSeq lists its product as uncharacterized. The record is from RefSeq and is a predicted model, not a curated record. Bases 1 to 1170 code for a protein of 389 amino acids. The transcript has a single exon. NCBI's taxonomy places the organism in Eukaryota, Metazoa, Arthropoda, Insecta, Diptera, Culicidae.